AUAUCGAUCAUAACCUAUUAAAAUUAUAUGAACCUAGACCUGUUCCGGAACCUGUAACGGAUUCAUUCACCUUCCAUAUUACAUUUAGACGUAAUGAAAGGAAUGUUCUAAAAGCUUUUAUAAAUAAUAGUUCUUUUGUUCCUGAUAUAUAUGAUCCUACCGUUAAUAAUAUCAUGGCUGGUGGAAAUAUGGAAGCCAAGGAUUUGGAACCGAAUCAAAAUGCUUUUAUUUACGAUACUGAAAACGGUGUUGUUGAAAUUAUCUUACUUAAUGAAAGAGGUGGCACACAUCCUUUUCAUUUGCACGGACACAACUUCUUCAUCUUGGGUCAUGGGGAAGGAAAUGUACCUGAUCCAUCUAAAUACAAUUUGGUAGACCCUGCUGUACGUGAUACUGUAACCAUUGAUGGAAAUUCAUGGACCGUAAUUAGAUUCAGAAUCGAUAAUCCAGGAGUAUGGGCUUUCCAUUGUCACAUUGAGUGGCACGUUGAAAUGGGCAUGGUAGGACAACUUAUCGAAAGGCCCAGUGUACUAAAAACUAUGCCAAUACCACCAGAAGUGUUGGAAUUGUGCCCGAAAACUCCCGCUCAAAAAAAUGCGGCAAGAAAAAGAUACGAAAGAAAGCGUAGUAAUUAUCAUUUAGAAUUUACAC
Molecule: messenger RNA, 651 nt
Organism: Funneliformis mosseae
Lineage: Eukaryota; Fungi; Glomeromycota; Glomeromycetes; Glomerales; Glomeraceae
Source: the annotation of a GenBank genome assembly